AUGGCGGUCGGAUCCACUAGAAACUUACACAAGGCCGACGUGACAAUCGUUGGCGGAGGACCUACUGGCCUGUUUACCGGCUAUCUUCUACACCACCUUGGUGUUUCGGUGUGCAUCAUCGAUGGCAAGCCGCAAAGCCUGGACCUUGGGCGUGCAGAUGCCUUGAAUGCGCGCACCCAGCAGUACUUUGAAGUAGCCAAGAUUCUCGAUGAUUUACUACCUCUCGGCAUCAAGUGCAAUACCAGUUCAACCUUUGGCGAUGGCGAGUUCAAGACGCGGCAAGACACUUGGUGGGUCGGCCUGGAGCACACCCUGCACAAGAACUUCCUCAUGAUCGGCCAACCCGUAGUGGAGAGAAUCCUGAGCGAGAGGCUGCAAGGUUUGGUUCGCUACGGUGAGCAGGUUGUCUCCAUCUCGGAGCAUGACGAGGGUGUCGAAGUUGUCACCGAAUCUGGCUUCAAGGUUCUGAGCAGAUACGCCGUUGGGGCCGACGGCGCUCGAUCCACGGUUCGCAAGUCAAUGGGCGUCACGUUCACCGGCACGAAGCCCGAGAUGCUCUGGGCUGUGCUUGACACCUUUAUCGACACCGACUUUCCCGUUUGCCCUGAGAUCAUCACGUUUCAGCUCCACGGUCAAUCCCGUGUGUCAUGGAUUCCUCGCGAGCGGGGGCUGUGCCGCUUCUACGUUCUCCUGGAGGGCGAGGUUACACAAGAGCGCGCGGAGGCAUCCAUCAAGGAGCACCUCGCCCCUUACAGAGUGGACUUUACCAAGACAGAGUGGUACAGCACGUUUGACGUCAAGGAGCGCAUCGCGUCGUCCUUUGUGUCGAAGAAUGGCUCUGGGCGCGUGAUUCUCGCCGGUGAUGCGGCGCAUGUGCACUCCGUCAAUGGUGGACAGGGGCUCAACACGGGCAUCUCCGACGCGUUCAACCUUGCAUGGAGGCUUGCUGCAGCAAACCAGGGGAACCUCAAGGAUGGAGCGGCAGAGACGCUGAUUCGGAGCUACGAUACUGAGCGCCGAACGACGGCGCAGGGGGUCAUUGACGUUGCGGCUGCAUUGGUGAGGGACACGGUGCACACGGCGAAGCAGUACGUCGGCACCAUUCAGAAGAACGCUGGAUACAUCACAGGCAUGGGGGUUUCUUACCGGGGCAUGGGUUCGCUGCUCGUGAAGGAGUCUGGGCACAGCUUCUGGAACGCCGGAGACCGCUGCCCAGACGUUGUGCUGCAAACAUUGAGCAACGAAGCGACUCGCUUGUACCACGAGACGACAUACGGCAAAUUCCUGGUGCUGAGCAUUGGAAGGCGCGCGGAGAUGCCCCUCGGACAUGAGGACAUUGCGGUGGUUCACUCAAUUCUGCCACUGGAUAAUUCCAACAAGGCCUCUCCGUCGUCGGGCGACGAGACCACACAGAAUGCUGCGAGGAUCAAGACGUUCCUGGCAGAUUGGGCAACGAAGGAGGACUCGUAUACGGUGGUUGUCCGCCCAGACAUGUACCUUGGCUAUGUGGGCAAGGAUAUUGAGGGCUGCAAGGCGUAUCUAGACUCGCUCUAUAUCUGA
Molecule: messenger RNA, 1560 nt
Organism: Purpureocillium lilacinum
Lineage: Eukaryota; Fungi; Ascomycota; Sordariomycetes; Hypocreales; Ophiocordycipitaceae
Source: RefSeq, a predicted model, not a curated record